AUGCAACCAAAUCGAUCACCAAGCCUCACGGCCAUCCGUCCUGUGAGAAGUCGAGAGAACGCAUGCAGAGCCGCUGAGAUGGAUAACCUCCACGGAGAGGACGAAGCGCACACGCUCCCUCGCUUCUCGGACUUCUCAUUGCCGUCCACGCCACCGCCUGCAUCGCCCUUGGCCUUGCCUGACGAUCAGCAAUGCCCCCUCGCAGAGCUUCAGCAGCCGCAACCGCCGCCGUGGUGUAAUCCUCCUCUGAACUGUCAGAUGAUGAUGCUGCCGGAGAUGGUGGACUGGUCGUCCCUUUUCCAGACGCCCGGUCCUGCUGCGCCAUCGGAGCGGCAGGAGGAAGCCGUGCAGGCGGAUCAGAACGGGGAGAACGACGGCGAGGCGAGCAGCGGGGGUAGUGGCAAGGAGAAGGCUAUGGGCGGCGCUGGGAGGUCGGGGAAGAAGAAGAAGAAGAAGGUGAGCAAGCCGCGCUUCGCAUUCCAGACCAGGAGCGAGAACGAUAUCUUGGACGACGGCUACCGGUGGAGAAAGUACGGGCAGAAGGCCGUCAAGAACAGCUCCAACCCGAGGAGCUACUACCGUUGCACCCAUCCAACGUGCAACAUGAAGAAGCAGGUGCAACGCCUGGCCAAGGAUACCGACAUCGUGGUGACCACAUACGAGGGCACGCACAACCACCCAUGCGAUAAGCUCAUGGAGGCGCUCGGCCCCAUCCUGAAGCAGCUUCAGUUUCUCUCCCGGUUCUAAUCAUCCGCAAGCUUCUAGUACAUGCAUAAUAACCUGGUCAAGCCACACAAAUAUAAAUGUAAUUAAUACACUUGACAUGCACGUAUAUAUGUAUACUAGCCGCCAAAUUGACGUGGGGAAGUAAAGGAGAAGAAUGUGCCUACCUCCCCACUAAGGUACAACUCCCUAUGUAGCGUGUGUAAAUGUAAAUUCGUGUGUACUUGAGCCUUGUGACCAUGUUAUGUAAUUGCAAACACAAACAAUUACCCGCUAAUUGAAUUCAUUGUUAUUUUGAAUCU
This is a messenger RNA of Brachypodium distachyon (stiff brome), 1025 nucleotides long. Its product is annotated as WRKY transcription factor WRKY24. Lineage: Eukaryota; Viridiplantae; Streptophyta; Magnoliopsida; Poales; Poaceae. The record is from RefSeq and is a predicted model, not a curated record. The transcript is spliced from 2 exons. Gene Ontology annotation, biological process: regulation of DNA-templated transcription. The coding region runs from base 1 to 747 and encodes 248 amino acids. Gene Ontology annotation, molecular function: sequence-specific DNA binding; DNA-binding transcription factor activity.